Peronospora farinosa is the source of this 765-nucleotide messenger RNA. The record is from the annotation of a GenBank genome assembly. Lineage: Eukaryota; Oomycota; Peronosporomycetes; Peronosporales; Peronosporaceae.
AUGCACGAAUACCAGAUUCUUGAGGAGCGCAAUAUGGAUGCCUUCGAGUGGUUGUUUGCCAAGCUUGGUGAUCUUCGGAACCGAAAGGCUCUGCCGAACUUUCCGGCAAACGAACAACGCGUAAUGACCGCAAGAAGAGCGACAAGAAAUUUGCUGUACAACACGGACCAGUACAAUACGCUGAUCAAGAGUCUACGCCUGGAGCUGGAGAAGGCCCAGAUUCGUACCAAGAUGAACGGCUUGCACGACCGUCAGAAGAAGCAAAAACAACGUAGGCUACCGGUGCGGAGGAGCAGAGGAAGCGUGAAGCCGCUCAGAACAUCCAUCAUAAGCAAGCUGCCUUCUGUUUCAAGGCUCUCGAAGCUUGCAAAGAAUGAGCGCGAAAAAGAGCGCUACGAGAAGCAGCUUAGCACCACUCUCAUUCUGUUCUUUGAUGUCGUGCGCGAUCAGUCUGUGCGUAAUAGCGAGGCCUCAAUUGCCAACGACUUUAUUGUGCACUCGUAUGGUAUCUUCCAAGACCAGAAGAACAAGAUACCGCGCGAGCUCGUUGACUUGCACGCAGACUUUGUGAAGAUUCAAGAGCCUGAGCUUUUGGAGGGGGAAGGUGACAUCGUCAAUGAUGAGUGGAUGAAGCUUGCCAAGGAAUGUGAGCACUGGACCAGCAACCGUGCGAACAUGAAGCGCGAGGACAAACUAUGUUGUGACGACGAUGCUCGCUACAAGCAGGAGCACGAGUAUGUGCGUCUGGAGGCCGAAGCUCGAUAG